AUGAGGCACCAAAGAGCACCAAUGAACUUAUUACAGGCCUUCGAAGCUCGUCCCAUGGACAUCAAGGGCAAUGACUUCUUCGAAGUUCGCGCCAGCCGUGCGGAACACCUCCAAAAACUUCGCUAUCUGUAUCCCAUUCCCGGCCCUAUCCCCAAUGAAGUUACAGAGUCGAUGCAUGAAGUGCCCGCAAGAGAUGGGUAUUCUAUCCGCGUCCGUGUGUACCAGCCUGUCAAAGGACCGCCAGAGGGAGGCAGCCCGCUUGUUAUGAUGUAUCAUGAAGGAGGCUGGAGUAUGGGCGAUCUCACGGAUGAAGAUCUAAAUUGCAGGAUGUUUGCUCGGGACCUGGGCUGUGUGUGCGUGAACGUGGAGUACAGGUAUGGCUUCUCCACAGCGGACUUAUGGUGCACGACUGAUUCACAACGCAGACUCGCACCCGAACAUCAGUUUCCCAUCGGCGUCAACGACUGCUGGGAUGCUUUGAAGUGGGCACUCGAUAACUCCCCGUCUCUUAAGGCAACACCCACUCAAGGUGUCAUUGUCGGUGGAGCUUCCGCGGGCGGCAACCUUGCCGCCGUCGUCGCCCUUCUGUCCCGUGACACUUCCCUCUCCCCUCCAAUAACGGGGCAAUACCUCUGCGUUCCCGCCGUGCUUCCUGAGUAUAAUGUCCCGGAGCAUCUCGCCCCGCUCUACCGCUCGCGCUAUGACUCCCGCUCGGAUCCUGUCCUCAAAGACUUGCAGCCCGGCAUGAUAGAAGCAAUUUACAAGCCUGAAGAGAAGUCACCGUUAUGGGACCCUUUCAACCAUCCGAAUGAACACAAGGGUGUAGCGAAGGCCUACUUUCAGGUGUGCGGGCUGGAUCCACUGAGGGACGAGGCGGUGUUGUACGAUAGGAAGCUAAGGGAGGCUGGUGUGCUGACGAGAUUUGAUCUGUAUGCUGGCUAUGGUCAUAUGUUCUGGACUAAUUAUCCGGAGAUGAAGAGGAGCAUGGAGUUUGUAGAGGAUACGUUGAAUGGCGUGAGAUGGUUGCUAGAAAAGUAG
Messenger RNA from Didymosphaeria variabile, 1038 nucleotides. RefSeq lists its product as uncharacterized. The record is from RefSeq and is a predicted model, not a curated record. Lineage: Eukaryota; Fungi; Ascomycota; Dothideomycetes; Pleosporales; Didymosphaeriaceae. The transcript is spliced from 2 exons. The coding region runs from base 1 to 1038 and encodes 345 amino acids. Gene Ontology annotation, molecular function: hydrolase activity.